AGUCUCAGGAGUGGUAGCAUUCGUCAUUUCCUUCAACGAGAGCAGCUCAACGGACUUCCUUUCUUUUGCUCAGCCAAAAUCGCAGGAUGAAGGCGGUGAAGAGCGAGCGGGAGCGGGGCAGCCGGCGAAGGCACCGGGACGAGGACAUGGCGGCGCCGCCGGCGGCGGUGGUGGUGAAGCAGGAGCGCCUCAGCCCAGAAGCCGCGCCUCCCGCCCACCGCCGACCUGACUUCUCCGGCGGUAGCCAGUCCCCGCCGGCCUGCGAGCCGGGUCGCCCUGGCCACCGCGGGAGCCGAGCUCGGGGCGUCAGCCGGUCUCCAGCCAAAAAGAAAAACAAAUCUUCAGGUAGAAGUAAGUCUCCUCGAAGUAAGAGAACCCGAAGUCCUCACCACUCAACAGUCAAAGUGAAGCAAGAACGUGAGGAUCAUCCUCGAAGAGGACGGGAGGAUCGUCAGCACCGGGAAGCAUCAGAACAGGAACACAGGAGAACUAGGAACAGUGACCGAGACAGACACCGGGGCCAUUCCCACCAAAGAAGAACUUCUAAAGAGAGGCUUGGGAGUGGGCUGCCUCAGGGGCGAGAUCGAGACAUUCAGAACCUGCAGGCUCAGGAGGAAGAGCGGGAAUUUUAUAAUGCCAGGCGACGGGAGCACCGCCAGAAGAAUGAAGUUAGCAGCAGUGGUCAUGAGUCUCAGGAAUUGGUUCCUCGGCCUGGUGGCAACAACAACAAAAAAGAGGUGCCUGUUAAAGAAAAACCAAGCUUUGAACUUUCUGGGGCACUUCUUGAGGACACCAACACCUUCCGGGGUGUAGUCAUUAAAUAUAGUGAGCCCCCAGAAGCACGAAUUCCCAAAAAACGGUGGCGUCUUUACCCAUUUAAAAAUGAUGAGGUGCUUCCAGUCAUGUACAUACAUCGACAAAGUGCGUACCUCCUGGGUCGACACCGCCGUAUCGCAGACAUUCCAAUUGAUCAUCCAUCCUGCUCAAAGCAGCAUGCGGUCUUUCAGUAUCGGCUUGUGGAAUAUACUCGUGCUGAUGGCACGGUAGGCCGAAGGGUGAAGCCCUACAUCAUUGACCUUGGCUCAGGCAAUGGAACCUUCUUAAACAACAAACGUAUUGAGCCUCAGAGAUACUAUGAACUGAAAGAAAAGGAUGUACUCAAAUUUGGGUUCAGUAGCAGAGAAUACGUCUUGCUCCAUGAGUCAUCGGACACUUCUGAAAUAGACAGGAAAGAAGAUGAGGAUGAAGAGGAAGAGGAGGAAGUAUCUGACAGCUAGCAACUAAGAACCCAAACUAUUGAGCCACCUUUUCCUUCUUGGAAGGCUUUGAUUGACUCAGAGCACCUUGGUGCUCUUUGUAAUGCCUCUUACUGCCUUAAGUCUUUCCUCUGUUGCUGACCAGCUUAUGUUAACAAUUUAAGAACACUGGCUUAAGUUUGGAACUUUUUUCUGUGGCACAUCAGCCAUAUGCCUGGGGGCAUUUGUUUUCAGAACAGUCUCACCAACUACAACACAUCGUGUUUUAAUAGAAGCAUUGUGGCUUUAGUUGGUGCUGCAGGAACUGCUGCUUAGGAAACUUAGUUAAGGGGGAAUCGUGGCUUGUUCUUUUUGUAAAAUUACUUUAUUUAUUUAGUUGUUAAGAUUUGUGGACCGGGUAUUUUUGUUUUGGGGGCAAACCCCUGAGCAGAGAAUCUUACUAAGCUUUGGUUGUCACCAAAACAGCCUCCAAUAUAUACCAAAGCUUUGACCUGGUUGAGCUUUUGAGUUGUAGAGGUUGAUUUUGCACUUCAUUUUUGGUGGGUGGGAACUUACUGCAGUCAAUAAACUUUAUUGACUGUUUUUAACUUAAGCAGAUACUUUGUGGCAUCGGCUUAAGACUAUGGCUAUACAGAAAGAUCAUGGCUACUACGAACGAGUGCUGAUUCAGUAUCACAAGAGACUGAAAUGGGUCAUGGAUCUGUUCUCUAUGAGAGUUCCUGAUUUUCCAUGGAGCAUGUAUAUAACACUUUUGAUCAUAUUAACUCUUCUUCAGUUUUGCAUUUUAUCUCCCUCAUUUUUCUUUGAGAAAUGCCCUGUCACUUAUGUGGCAGAGUCCUUACUUUAUUCUAACAACAUGUGUAUAUGUCUAAAGGACAUUGUGUUUUUACAUGUCUCUACACAAUUUAUCCUUUAAAAAUGUGUUCAGAGAGGUUGUAUUAUGUUCCCAAGGCUGGAAAACGGGAAUCUUCCGGUUCCCUAAUUUUCUACCAGAGGAAUAUAUGUAAGUAGAAAAGUAUUAACUA
Messenger RNA from Carlito syrichta (Philippine tarsier), 2281 nucleotides. It is a transcript of the gene SNIP1, whose product is annotated as Smad nuclear interacting protein 1. Lineage: Eukaryota; Metazoa; Chordata; Mammalia; Primates; Tarsiidae. The record is from RefSeq and is a predicted model, not a curated record. Gene Ontology annotation, molecular function: mRNA binding; protein binding. Gene Ontology annotation, biological process: miRNA processing. Gene Ontology annotation, cellular component: nucleus. The coding region runs from base 87 to 1277 and encodes 396 amino acids. The transcript has 4 exons.